AGUUCUAUCGGAUUUGCUGGCGUCAUAUUGCAUAUAUAAAGGGGGACCUGUCUUACAGCGCGAAUUUGUUCACAUCCAGGUGUGCUAUAGACUAGUGUCACAGAACACGACCUCGCACUUUUAUCGUUCUUUUUCGAUCGGAAUGCUUUUAAAAAUGGAUUUCUUGUUCGCGUUUACUGUUUUUGCCAUGGUCAUGACUGUCGUCGAAGGACAAACAACUGAAGACGACUGGAGAAUGAACAAGAAAAAGUUCAAUAAAAAUUAUUUCAUUCCGGCUGACAAUGGAAAACUGGAUAGAAUCCACAAGCAAAUCUUCAUCAAAAGAAAUGAACAAAUCAAACUACACAACAGCAACCCGUUCGCUAAUUACAGAAGAGAAGUCACUCUCUUCAGCGACAUGCUACUGGAGGAAUUUCAAAAAUUUCUUGGCGUCAAUAAAAAUGCCAUCCCUCCUCAUACGAAGCAGGCCGUGUCCCUUAAACCUGACGGUUCGGAUAUUACCGAUCCGGACGUUCCUUCCAGGCUGGACUAUCGAUUCGACCCCUGCUUGCCGGAUAUUAAAAAUCAAAACAGGUGUAGAGCUUCCUGGGCUUUCAGCGCAACAACUCCGAUCGAAUUCGCUCUCUGCAAGUUAAACAAAAACAUUUCGGUGACUUUGAGCGAGCAACAGCUGAUCGAUUGCGACCGCGGUGGUUUGAACAAGGGUUGCUACGGUGGUUUUCCAAUGACAGCGAUAGAGUCCACCAUGCUUACAGGAAUUGCGAGAGAAUCACGUUACUCUUACAAGAAAACUGGUGGCCAGUGCAAAUACGUUGCCAAUAUGAAGGCGGCGAGCGUCGAGUUAUGCAAUUACAUCGAGGGCGGAAGCAUCGUCGACAUGAAAUACGCUCUGACCAAGUUGGGACCAAUUUCAGCCACUAUGACCGUCACGGAUUCUUUUGCCGACUACGGGAGUGGCGUCUACGAUAGCAACGAUUGUGACGGGCAAGACCCCAAUCAUGCUGUAGUCAUCGUCGGCUGGGGCAAUCAAAACGGAAUGGACUACUGGAUCGGCCGCAACUCAUGGGGACCCCUUUGGGGCGAAGAAGGCUACUUUCUAAUCCAGCAAGGCGUCAACAAAUGCGGAAUCGAAACCUAUCCAGUUUUUGUUAAAUUAUCCUGAGUGGGCGUGCCGUGUGCGCGAUUAUUUAAACAAAAUAUUUAUUGCCAUUUAUAAAUUAUAACAAAAGUGUAACAUUUCAAAUUAGCAAAAAAUAUAACUAACUAGCCCAGUA
Messenger RNA from Daphnia pulicaria, 1274 nucleotides. RefSeq names its product procathepsin L-like. The record is from RefSeq and is a predicted model, not a curated record. Gene Ontology annotation, cellular component: lysosome. NCBI's taxonomy places the organism in Eukaryota, Metazoa, Arthropoda, Branchiopoda, Diplostraca, Daphniidae. The coding region runs from base 143 to 1162 and encodes 339 amino acids. The transcript is spliced from 9 exons. Gene Ontology annotation, molecular function: cysteine-type endopeptidase activity.